AUGUCGCGUAACGUUGCCGCCGAGGAGGACUGGGAGGACGUGGAAGCCGUCGAGGAGGAGGAGGAAGAAGAAGAUACGACCAUUAACAACUCGAAUGUGAUGAUGCGGUAUAAAAAGGCGGCCUUGUGGUGCAAUGAAACACUGCAGGUGCUACUUGAUGCCACAAAGCCUGGCGCAAAGGUGUAUGACCUCUGCACGUUGGGUGAUGAGACAAUUGCGAAGAAGCUCAAGACGAUGUUUAAAGGCACGGAGAAGGGUAUAGCGUUCCCCACAUGUAUUUCCGUAAACAGCUGUGUGGCACACAACAGUCCAUCUGCUGACGAUGAAGCGGCCUCCCAAGAGAUUCAAUUGGGGGAUGUGGUUCAUUUUGAUUUGGGUAUUCAUGUGGACGGGUACUGUGCGCAGGUGGCCCAUACCGUGAAAGUAACUGAAAAUAAUGAGCUUGCUGCUGAUGAGAAGGCUACAAGGGUUAUUUCCGCAACUCACAGCAUUCUCGACACGGCUAUACGCAAGAUGCGACCCGGGACCAACGUUUAUGAUGUGACGGAGAUCAUUGAAAAGGCUGCCACGCACUACGGUGUUACCCCUGUGGAUGGCGUUCUUUCGCACAUGCUGAAGCGUUACAUUGUUGACAGCUUUCGGUGCAUUCCACAACGGAAGGUAGCGGAACAUCUUGUGCACGACUACAAACUGGAGGCAGGGCAAGUGUGGACGCUCGACAUUGUUAUGAGCUCUGGAAAGGGCAAACUAAAGGAGCGUGAUGUACGGCCGACCGUCCACAAGGUAGCGCUGGACUCCAACUACGCCAUGAAGAUGGAGUCGGCGCGUGAGCUUCAGCGUGAGAUUGAAGCAAAGUACCAGACGUUUCCUUUUGCGCUGCGAAACCUGGAGACAAAGAGGGCUCGUCUAGGUCUUUCAGAGAUGGUGAAACACAACGCCGUGGUCCCGUAUCCUGUUUUGUAUGAACGAGAUGGUGAGGUGGUUGGUCACUUCAAGGCCACGGUGUUGAUUACCGGCAAGAAGAUUGAGCCUGUGACGGGACUCAAGCCGCAAAAGGCACCGGCGCUGCCGGCCUACACCGACGAGCUCUUGCUGACAACGAGCAAGCUGUCUUUGUCUCUUGAGGAGAAGAAGCGAAAGAAUUAA
This is a messenger RNA of Trypanosoma rangeli, 1146 nucleotides long. Its product is annotated as putative aminopeptidase, putative,metallo-peptidase, Clan MG, Family M24. The record is from RefSeq and is a predicted model, not a curated record. The transcript has a single exon. NCBI's taxonomy places the organism in Eukaryota, Euglenozoa, Kinetoplastea, Trypanosomatida, Trypanosomatidae. The coding region runs from base 1 to 1146 and encodes 381 amino acids.